AUGAUCACUCUUAACUCCCUGAAGUUGGCCCUCAGGGGCAAAGUCACGGCCACAGCGCUGUCUCACCAUCAAUCGCUGUCCGACGAAGAGUACAGUGCUGGCUUUGAUAUCCUGGAACAAGGCCUAGAAUGGACAAGCUACGAGGACUUCAUCAUUCCCCAGUUAUCCCAACUGCUAGCGCCCCUCUUUGACUCUCGGUUGGGUGUCUCGAUGCUGGAGGUCGGACCGGGCCCAAAGACAGUACUAGGAUAUCUGCCCGACCGCCUGAGACGGAAGAUCACAAAGUACACGGCACUCGAGCCCAACACCUUGUUCGCUACAAGACUAGAAGAAUGGCUCUGCCCCACCACCGAGGCAGCGCUUCCGCUACCCUGUCUGGAAAGCCCACCCGAUAUCCAUCGGGCCCCGUUCGUUGCGGACUCGGAAGAUGCCGCUACGGGCCAGGCUGGCGGCGACGAGAAGUUUGAUGCCAUCCUCUUCUGCCACAGCGUGUACGGCAUGAAGCCCAAGCACAGCCUUAUCCGACGAGCGCUGGACACGCUUGUUGAUCAGCCACAAGGGGCUUUGGUGGUGGUCUUUCACCGCGAACGUCUCUACCUGGACGGCCUCGUAUGCCAGCAAACGGCGUCAUUCCCCGAUGGUGUAGUUAGUGUGGCGGACGACGACGAGGUACUCGGCCGAUUCGCCGCUUUUGUUGCCGGUUUCGCCGCACCAGACGCCGCAACCCGAGCGGAGUGGCGCGACGCUUGCCGCGCCCUGGGCCGCCAUCGCCGCGAGGCAGCCGCCCACCAGACCCAUCUCUUGUUCAGCGCGCCUACCUUCAUGGUGGCAUUCAACCGGAAUGCGACGACUGCGUUGCCGGAGCUUUCAACCGAGGUCCCCGUGCUGAACAUAGAUGGCGACGGGAUAGUCAAGAACAGAGAGGCCCGCCUCCACCGUUGUGCCGCAAUCACAAGGCCGGUAGAGGUUGGGCACGUCCAGGCGUGCGUCCGGUGGGCACUGAGGCACGGCGUUGGUUUGAGCGUCAUCGGCGGGGGCCACAGCGGCCACUGUCUCCGGCCGAAUGUCGUUGGUGUCGACAUGGGCGCGUUUGACCAGUUGCAUAUCCUCCCGGUCGGGGAGGAUUCGGAUUCCAGCCCGUUGAUCGUCGCCGGGGCUGGUUGCAAGACGGGCGACAUCAUCCGCAAAGCCUUGGCGGCGGGCCUCACCGUGCCACUGGGGGCCUGCCCCAGCGUGGGCGCAGGGUCGUGGCUGCAAGGCGGCAUUGGGCACCUGGCCAGGCUCCACGGGCUCGCGUGCGAUGCUAUUGUCGGUGCCGUGGUGGUUAGCGUCGCUUCCGCCGAGGUUGUCACCGUCGGCUGUGUGCCGAGCCAGCAUCGGCCGACCGGCGCGGUGCGCCUGAGCGACACCGAGCUGUUGUGGGCCAUAAAGGGGGCGGGUACCAACUUUGGCAUCGUUGUCAGCGUUACCUUCAAGGCAUUCGCAGCCCGGACCUACUUGGUUCAAAACUGGGUUGUCACUCUGAACGACCACCUUGAGGCACGGCGCAAGCUCGGCGACUUUGACAGAUUGGUGGCCGACCAACUACCCCGGGACUGCUCUGCCGACGCAUAUCUGUACUGGGACGACGGGAGCUUGCGUCUCGGCGUGACUAUGUUCGAGACCUCUACGGCGGGGUUCAACCAUAAGACACAGCCGCCUGCGCCCGCAAACGUCUUUGCAAUUCUGGGUCCACAAUCAAGUUCUCAGACGGUGGACGCCGUCGGAGUGUUCGACGCUAAUAUGUACACAUCCAGGAAGCAUGGCGGGCACGGAGGCGGCAAGACGUCCUCUUUCAAGCGGUGUUUAUUCCUGAAGGGCAUCGGGGGGGCUAACAUCGCCAACAUUCUGACGGUGGCUGUGCAAACGCGGCCUACACCUCUGUGCUAUCUCCAUCUGGUCCAUGGCAGCGGAGCGAUCGGCGAUGUGGCGGCAGACGCCACCGCAUUUGGCUGCCGAGACUGGGAUUUCGCAUGUGUGGUGACAGGUGUGUGGCCCCGUGAACAGGACGGGGCCGAGGCCGCUCAAGCCGCGGUGAACUGGGUCUACAAGGUCGCUGGGGAGCUGCUGCCCGUGAGCCGCGGAGCGUACGGCGCCGACCUCGGACCAAACCCCCGAGACGCCGCGCUGGCCGCCAGGGCGUUCGGCCCAAACUUACCGCGCCUAGUUCGUCUCAAACGUGGUUGCUGGGACCCACGUAAUGUACUGUCGUACGCCUGCCCGCUACCGCGGGCACCGAUGGAGCCUAAGCUCAUAGUUGUUGUCACGGGCGAGAGCGGUGCCGGAAAGGACUACUGCGCCGACGUCUGGGUCUCCGUGUUUACCAACAGACGUUUCAAGGCGCGCGCCGUAAGUAUCAGCGAAGCGACUAAGCGCGAGUAUGCGGCAGCUACUGGCGCGGACCUGAACCGUCUGUUACAGGACCGUACCUACAAGGAGCAACACCGGCCGGCAUUGACGGCCUUUUUCCAGAACCAGGUGCAGCAACGGCCACGGCUGCCAGAGGAGCAUUUUCUGGAGGUGGUGUACGGCGCCGUGGAUGUGGACGUGCUGCUCAUCACGGGCAUGAGAGACAAGGCGCCGAUCGCGGCUCUGUCGCCCUUGGUGCCUGAGAGGAGACUGCUCGAGGUGUACGUUCAAGCCAGCGACAGAACGCGUGCAGCUCGCCAGGCGCGCGACUGCGGUGAGGCGGACCCAACGCCUCUGAACUACCGCCCUAACCUCGUCUUUGACAAUGACGCAACCGGAGACGAAGCGGCUAGAGGCUUUGCCGAGCACCACCUGCUGCCCUUCCUCCACGAGGACUUGCAGCGGCUAGCGGCUAUGGUCCGCCCGGUUCCGAACUUUCCGCGCUCAGGCAUAGAUUUCCGCCACGUGCUCGGUAUCUCCCAGCAACCGGGCGGGCUGGGCCUGUGCGUGGCCCUGCUGGAACGUCACUUCUCCGGCCGGUGGGACGAGGUCGACGUAAUGGCAUGCUGUGAGGCCGGUGGCUUCAUCUAUGCGUCGGCGCUCGCCGCGCGGGUCGACGUGCCCUUGGCGUUGAUCCGCGAGGCAGGCAAGUUGCCCCCGCCCACCGUGUCCGUCGUCAAGGCCCCGUCGCAUAUCUCGUCUUCGGCAUCCAACCUUGACUCGAAGGCGAGCAUCGAGGUGGGCCGGGACGCGGUUCCUAAGGGCGCGGCCGUGCUGGUGGUAGAUGAUGUUCUUGCUACGGGGCGGACGCUUUGUGCAGUCCUGCGGCUGUUGGGUCAGGCUGGCAUUGACUCUGAACAUGUGAGCGUCAUAGUCGUGGCUGAGUUCCCUGUUCACCGCGGCCGGGAAAUGCUGCGCCGGCAUGGCUUUGGAGGAGUCAAUGUUCAGAGCCUUUUGGUCUUUGGCGGCGCUUAG
Messenger RNA from Parathielavia appendiculata, 3423 nucleotides. RefSeq lists its product as uncharacterized. The record is from RefSeq and is a predicted model, not a curated record. Gene Ontology annotation, cellular component: cytoplasm. Bases 1 to 3423 code for a protein of 1140 amino acids. Lineage: Eukaryota; Fungi; Ascomycota; Sordariomycetes; Sordariales; Chaetomiaceae. Gene Ontology annotation, biological process: cholesterol biosynthetic process. Gene Ontology annotation, molecular function: FAD binding; phosphomevalonate kinase activity. The transcript has a single exon.